Saccostrea echinata is the source of this 1092-nucleotide messenger RNA. Its product is annotated as DNA repair protein XRCC3-like. NCBI's taxonomy places the organism in Eukaryota, Metazoa, Mollusca, Bivalvia, Ostreida, Ostreidae. The transcript is spliced from 7 exons. Gene Ontology annotation, molecular function: four-way junction DNA binding; ATP binding; ATP-dependent DNA damage sensor activity. The record is from RefSeq and is a predicted model, not a curated record. The coding region runs from base 65 to 1090 and encodes 341 amino acids. Gene Ontology annotation, biological process: resolution of mitotic recombination intermediates; t-circle formation; telomere maintenance via recombination. Gene Ontology annotation, cellular component: replication fork; Rad51C-XRCC3 complex.
GGAAAAAAAUGUCAAGUGCGCGCAAAAUUUGAAAGGCCCCCUGUAGUGUAUAUAAUACAUCUUAAUGAAUUCUAUUGAGGAUUUAGACAUAAAUCCAAAAAUUAAGACGUCUUUGAAAAAAGUUGGGUUGGCUACGUUUGGAAAAAUCUUGACGCUUUCAAUACAAGACAUUCAAAGAUUGGCCAAAUUAAGCUACGGAGAGGUAACAGGAGUUAAAACUGCUAUUGCUCAGCAAGUUGUGACCCAGCCACCCCUCACAGCUUUUGAUAUACAGAGAGGUACAGAGAAAUGCCCAGAGAGUUUGAAGCUGGGAAAACUAUCCACAGGUUGCAAGCAAAUUGAUGAAGUUUUAAGAGGAGGGAUUUUAACAAGGGGGAUAACUGAGAUAUGUGGCGAGAGUGCUAGUGGAAAGACACAGUUUUGUCUACAGCUCUGUCUGAGUGUACAACUACCCCCAGACUUAGGAGGCUUAGCAGCAGGUGCUGCAUAUAUUUGCACUGAAGAUGCUUUUCCGAGUAAAAGACUUGGUCAGAUUAUCAAUUACGUGAGCCGACGAUCAGAGAGGCACAGACAGAUAGCAUUUGGAGAUCAGAUUUUCAUUGAACAUGUACCAGAUCUGGACAGUUUGAAUGUGUGCAUACAUCAGAAACUACCCCAUUUAUUGUCAAGUGGAAAUGUGAAGCUACUGGUCAUAGAUUCUGUGGCAGCCGUGUUCAGGAGUGAUUAUGACUUAAAGGACAUGUACAAACGCUCUAAGCACAUGGCUUCUCUUGCUGCAAGUCUACAACAGCUCAGCUCUAAAUACUGUCUACCUGUUGUUUGUGUUAAUCAGGUGACAGAUUCUAUGCAGACAGCUGUUAAGAGCAAGGUUCCUGCCCUUGGACUGGCAUGGUCUAACCAGGUCACAUCUAGACUGAGUCUGGCUAGAACAAGUCGAGAACUUGAUCUCCCAAGAACAAUGCUCAAUGGAGCAGUGGUUGGCGGAUUUUCCACAUCUAUUAGGACACUAGAAGUUGUGUUUGCACCCAAUCUACCUAACCUUACUAUUAUGUAUGUGAUUGAUCAGGAGGGCAUUAAAGCUUUAACAUAAGA